AUGCCUCCCCGGAAGAGUGACGCCGCGCGGCGCAGUGAUGUGUCAACGGCGACGUUUGCCCUGAUUGACGAACCAGCGCCGGCGACACCCAACGGCAGUUUUGUUGCCGCGAAUUCGAAAGCGACGACCACGAGCCACAAGAAGCAGGCCCAGCAGCCUGCCGCAUCGGAAUCGAAUACCGAGAGUCGCACCGAUGCGCCCGCAGACAAGGAGAAGAGCGCCUCAAGAGAAAGCGGUGCGGUGACAGUCGAGGAUCUCGCCCUCCCGAAAUCCAUCAUUACGCGGUUAUCGAAAGGCGUGCUCCCUUCCAACACGCAAAUACAAGCCAAUGCGAUCCUCGCGAUGAGCAAAAGUGCAACCAUUUUCAUCAACUACCUUGCCGACGCUGCCAACGACCAUACCAUUGGCAAUGGGAAGAAGACGAUCAUGCCUGCGGACGUGUUUGCCGCGCUGGAGGACACCGAGUUUGGCUUUUUCCGGGAGCGGUUAGAGGCAGAAUACGCAAAAUUCAAUGAGACGCAGACCAGCAAGCGCAACACGUACCGGCAAAAACUGGCAGCCAAGAAGGCCGGCACUUCUGGCACGGGUACCGGGGACUCGCAGGACCCGGAUGCUUCGACCGUGUCUGCCGCGGCUGAUGCAGAUACCUCUGGCGUACCCCGAUCCAAGAAGCACAAGCCCAAUGGUCCCGACGACUCGCAGAUGGACGUCGAUCAGGAUGCCACUGAGGAGUUCCACGACGCCACAGACGCAGAGUCGGAGCCCGACAAGGGAGAGGACGAUGACGAGGAUGACGAGGAGGAGGAGGAGGAGGAGGAGGAGGAUGCCGCGGAGGAAGACGAGGAUGAUGACGAUGAUGACGAGCAAGAAAUGCACGAUGCUCUAGAAGAGAGGGAGCCAGAGGACGAGCAGGACGAGGCGUUGGAUGACGGCGCAGAGAGCGAAUAA
Molecule: messenger RNA, 948 nt
Organism: Microdochium trichocladiopsis
Lineage: Eukaryota; Fungi; Ascomycota; Sordariomycetes; Xylariales; Microdochiaceae
Product: histone-fold-containing protein
Exons: 4
Coding region: 1-948 (315 amino acids)
Biological process (GO): leading strand elongation; DNA damage response; heterochromatin formation
Cellular component (GO): epsilon DNA polymerase complex; CHRAC
Molecular function (GO): chromatin DNA binding; protein heterodimerization activity
Source: RefSeq, a predicted model, not a curated record